AGUUACUCUACAGAAAAGUACAGUUUGGAAGAAUGGCGAGUCAAAAGCUGGCGGUGCCGUGCAUAACCGUGAUCAAUGGUCCACUGAAACCUGGCAAAAGCGUGAUCAUUCGAGGAGUUGUCAACACCAACCCUUCGAGGAUUGAAAUCAACUUUCGCCACAAAAGUGGGAUCGCCUUUCACUACAAUCCUCGUUUUGAUCAAAAUAAGGUUGUGUGUAACACUUGGGAUGGGAAUUGGGGUCAAGAAGAAUAUCCUGCAGGCAUGCCAUUUAGAGCAGGUCAACCCUUUGAGGUCUACAUUUAUUGUUCUGACAGAGGCUUCAACGUGUCUGUGAAUGGUCAUCAAGUUCACUCUUACAACCAUCGCUUCAUGCAGUUGCAUGAUAUUGAUGUUCUUGAUGUUCGUGGAGAUCUGCAGGUGACUUCUGUGGAGGCUUAGCAGCGAUUUCAUCCUCCUUCAAACCAAUGAGAGCGGUCCAUUUAUUGUCUUUCCUUGGUAAUCUGAGGAUCUGAUCUGAGUUUUUAAAACCUUCCCUUAUAGUCAAUACAUUUAAUAACCAUGCUCAUCAUUUCAUUAUUUGCUUUUAUUUAUCAUUGAUUAAUCUGAAGUUAAAUGAUGUAUUGUCUUAAAGUAAUAACACCUGUUUUAGUCAGACUGACCAUUGAAGUGCAACUAUAAGCUUAUUCAAUAAACUGAGUUUAAUUCUA
Triplophysa dalaica is the source of this 709-nucleotide messenger RNA. Its product is annotated as galectin-5-like. The transcript has 4 exons. NCBI's taxonomy places the organism in Eukaryota, Metazoa, Chordata, Actinopteri, Cypriniformes, Nemacheilidae. Gene Ontology annotation, cellular component: nucleus; cytosol. The coding region runs from base 33 to 440 and encodes 135 amino acids. The record is from RefSeq and is a predicted model, not a curated record. Gene Ontology annotation, biological process: positive regulation of gene expression; negative regulation of type II interferon production; negative regulation of CD4-positive, alpha-beta T cell proliferation. Gene Ontology annotation, molecular function: carbohydrate binding; galactoside binding.